AUGACAGUUGGUGAGAUGACCUUGACCCUGGAUAAUGUUGGCACUAUUCUUGGCCUUCCCAUUAUAGGCAAAUCAGUUAGCAUACCAGAUGUGACAGAUCAUCAUGGAGUUACAUUACUCGUUUAUGGCUUGGGGAUUACUGAACGUGCAGCACAUGAAGAGGUUUCUUCUGUUGGUGGCAAUUCAGUCAGGCUUGAAUGGUUGCGAAGUCAGUUUGCUGGUGUCACAGAUUCAGACCCCGAGGAGGCUAUACAGUGCGCUGCAAGAGCUUAUUUGUUGUUUCUGUUGGGAUGUACACUCUUCAGUGACAAGAGUGGCGGCAGGGUUCCCGUUGUUUACCUCGGCUUCCGGUCUGGGGUUAAGCUGAUGGGUGGUUAUAUGACUCUUUUGGAAGCGUGGAUUUAUGAGCACUUCCGAGCAUUCCGACCUCAUCAGAACAGGGGCUACAAUGAAGACAUGCCACACGUGUACCAUUGGGCAUCUAGGAGAGAGGUGGGUUCCUCCAUUGACCAUUUGAAAUCUUUUCGAGCCGAGCUUGACAGUUUAGUAGUUACUGAUGUUAUUUGGGAUCCAUACCACAGCUGCAGAGACCGGCAUCCAUGUAACCCGGUUACGUUCUACCAUGGAUGCUUAAAGUGCUUAGACGUUGUCGAACCCUAUCAUCCAAAUAGAGUUUUGAGGCAGUUUGGCAAGCAUAUUGAACUUGCACUGCAGAUUUCACAUCCUAUUAUUGACGCUGGUUAUCAGGAGGGGAUUCGCCAUCCUUAUCGACUUUACCAGGCUAUCGAGAGUAUGACACAUGUUCUUGAAGGUCAGCACAUUGAUGAAGCUGGACCUAGUUCUGCUGGACCUAGUUCUGCUGGAAGUCGCUUUCCAUCUUCGACAUUGACAUACAGUCGUAGGCCUAGGUGUAGGCAUACAGCUUAUUCGUGA
This is a messenger RNA of Camellia sinensis, 933 nucleotides long. Lineage: Eukaryota; Viridiplantae; Streptophyta; Magnoliopsida; Ericales; Theaceae. The record is from RefSeq and is a predicted model, not a curated record.